This is a messenger RNA of Trifolium pratense (red clover), 1749 nucleotides long. RefSeq names its product UDP-glycosyltransferase 76B1-like. Gene Ontology annotation, molecular function: UDP-glycosyltransferase activity. The transcript is spliced from 2 exons. The record is from RefSeq and is a predicted model, not a curated record. Bases 86 to 1486 code for a protein of 466 amino acids. NCBI's taxonomy places the organism in Eukaryota, Viridiplantae, Streptophyta, Magnoliopsida, Fabales, Fabaceae.
AAUAUAAUUUCUAUUCACCCGUAUUCACAGUUAGAUUACAAGACCAAUUCAACAGAAACCAAAAACAUCAAUUUGAUCCAAAAAAAUGGAAGAAGAAAAACAGAGAGGAAAAGGCAACAGAAUAAUAUUGAUGCCAUCACCAUUUCAAGGACACAUAACACCAUUACUUCAACUAGCAAACAUUCUCUACUCAAAGGGUUUCUCAAUCACCAUAGUUCACACCGUUUUCAAUUCCCCUGACCCUUCUUCUUACCCUCACUUCAGUUUUCUUCCACUUCAUGGUGCUUUAUCAGAAACAGAAGCUUCAAAGGUUGAUGCAGUUCAUCUAACUGAGGUUAUUAAUGUUAGAUGCGUGCAGCCUUUGAAGGAAUGUUUGACUCUGUUGCUGUCACAUGAUAAGGUUAAGGAAGAUGGUUGUGUUUCUUGUUUUAUUGUUGAUGCUGCUCUUUAUUUUACUCAAGGUGUUUGUGAUGAAGUUGGGGUUCCUCGUAUUGUUCUCAGGACUGGUGGGGCAUCUUCAUUUCUUGUUUUUGCUUCUUUUCCUCUCCUCAGAGAAAAGGGUUAUUUUCCUGUUCAAGAAUCUCGAUCGGAGGAAGUUGUGGUGGAUCUUCCACCACUCAAAGUGAAAGACCUUCCUGUAUUUCAGUCUAAAGAACCUGAAGCAUUUUACAAACUAGUUUGUCGCUUUGUUGACGAAUGCAAGAAAUCUUCAGGGAUUAUAUGGAACACCUUUGAAGAGUUGGAAUCAUCUGCAUUGACAAAAUUGCGCCAAGAUUUUUCUGUGCCAAUAUACCCUAUAGGCCCUUUCCACAAAUACUCUCUUGCUGGCUCGAAUUCUACUAGCUUAUUGACACCAGAUAAAACCUGCAUUUCUUGGUUAGACAAACAAGAACAAAAAAGUGUUGUUUAUGUGAGUUUUGGGAGUAUUGUAGCGAUAAGCGAGGAAGAGUUCUUGGAGAUAGCUUGGGGGUUAGUCAACAGCAAUCAACCUUUCCUCUGGGCGAUUCGACCUGGGACAAUCCGCGGAUCAGAAUGGCUUGAACCAUUGCCAAGUGGGUUCCUAGAGAAUUUGGGAGAAAGAGGGUAUAUUGUGAAAUGGGCUCCUCAAGAACAAGUGUUGAAGCAUCCUGCAGUUGGAGCAUUUUGGACUCAUAAUGGUUGGAACUCAACUUUGGAGAGUGUAUGUGAAGGUGUUCCAAUGAUUUGUAUGCCGUCUUUCGGAGACCAAAAGAUCAAUGCCAAGUAUGCAAGUGAUGUUUGGAAGGUUGGGUUGCAAUUAGAGAAUAAGCUAGAGAGAGGAGAGAUAGAGAAGGUAAUUAGAAAACUAAUGCUUGGUGAUGAAGCCAAUGAGAUUAGAGAGAAUGUCAUGAAUUUGAAGGAAAAGGCAAAUGUUUGCUUGAAAAAAGGGGGCUCUUCUUAUUGUUUCCUCGAUUCCUUGGUUAGUGAAAUAUUAUCGCUUAAAUCUUCUACACGUAGAGCUCAGUGAUUACUAUACAAACUUAGGACUAUGCUUACUAGGUAUGACUUAUGGUUUACUAAUAAAUGAGCGAGCUGUUCAAGCGUACUGUACGGUUCAAGGGUAAUCUUGUAAAUUGAACCAUAAUAUUAAAACACAAGUUGUAUUCUGUAAACUCUAAGUUUGAACCAUCCAUUGAGUAUUGAAAAUUGUUCAGUCUUUUAUUUCUGUUCAUCACUUUGUAACGAAAAAAAGAAGUUAAAAGUGAAGGAAUGAAGUUAAUAUUCCAUUAA